Cornus florida is the source of this 984-nucleotide messenger RNA. RefSeq lists its product as uncharacterized. The record is from RefSeq and is a predicted model, not a curated record. NCBI's taxonomy places the organism in Eukaryota, Viridiplantae, Streptophyta, Magnoliopsida, Cornales, Cornaceae. The coding region runs from base 1 to 984 and encodes 327 amino acids. The transcript is spliced from 2 exons.
AUGGGUCGAGCUAUUGUGAACAAGGUUAGGGACAAUCCUAAAUGCACCCCCAAGACUAUUUCCACAGACAUAAACGGUGAAUUUUCUGCUAAAAUGACUUACAUGCAAUCGUGGAGAGCUAAGGAGUGUGCACGUCAUAUCAUUGAGGGAAAUCCCAAGGAUAGCUAUAUUUUAGUCCCGUGGUUGUGUGAACGAAUAGCAGAAUAUAUUCCCGGGACAAUUACAUCGUGGGAGUGCAUGGAUGAUAGGAGAUUUAAGCGAGUGUUUGUAGCUUAUGGGUGCUCCAUACGAGGUUUCAUCAACUAUUGCAGGCCCAUGUUAGCAAUUGAUGCUUGCCACUUGAGUGGCAAUUAUAAAGGAACAAUGCUUGGUGCAACGGGGUUCGAUGCGAAUGAUGGCUUGUGGCCUUUGGCGUAUGCUGUUGUUUCUUCUGAGAAUGAUGAUGAUUGGCAUUGGUUCUUGAGCAAGGUGAAAGAGAUUCUAGAUGGUCGCAUUGUGACAAUCUUAACCGACAGGCAUCCGAGCCUAAUAAGCUGUAUUAGAGAUAUUUUUGGCUCCCAAUACCACUCAUGGUGUCUUCGUCACCUAACGGCGAAUUUUUCUACAUCCAUUCUUGGGAGACAAAGUUUAGGAUUGAGGGCUUCGGGUAAAGAGCAUGCGAAAAAAUUACUCGAUAAAAUUGCAUAUGCUCGAACUGUAGAUGAGUAUGAGAAUGCAUUGGCUGCCAUGCGGGUUGAAAAACAACAAAAACUAGGCGAACAUCUCAUGUCUUCUAUCCCCAUGCAUGAUAUGCCGAAUCCAGCUGCUGCUGCUGACGGUGAAGGUGCUUCCCAUCUUAGGCCUCCUGCGGUAACACGUCCCCCUGGACGACCUCGUAUUAAACGAAUCGAAUCACAAUUUCAAAAUGUAAGGUCGUUACACUGUUCGCGAUGCAACGAGAAUGGUCAUAAUCGUCGAAAGUGCAAGGCUCCUAUACCUGGAUAG